CAUGCUAAGCAUGGGCUCUGCUUUUUCACAUGGCUUCUACGUUGCAAGGCCCUAAGUACCUAAGUCGUUUGGACCUGACUGCUCAAUAAAUGGAACCGUUGGGUAUUUCUUUUGGCCUCGGGCCCUGGGGAGAAAUUACCCCGACACAAGGGGUGCUGUGAACCAAGAAAGUUUGGGAACGUUUGAUUUGAGCCACAGAGACGGAAGAUAUUUGGGAGGCAGAGGGAUCUGUUGUAGGAUUUUACGUGGAGGGAAGACGGGAACAGACUUGCCUUCGCGGAGCCCUCUCCAGCAGCGGGUGGAGCACGAUCUGAAGGGCAGAGAUCCGAGACAGACCUGGCUAGGAGGCUGCUGUAGACCCAGUGGGAAGUGGCGACCGCUGCAUUUUGUGGUGGUAAAGGAAAUGAAAAGGGGGAUGACGUAGAUUUUUGAGAAAGUAGGUCAAAUCUUAUAAAACUUAGGAUCUAAUUGAAUGGGAGAGGGUUAGAAUUAAGAGAAGGGGAGAGUCGAGGAGAACUCUGAGAUUCCAGGCUGUGUGCGUGGGUGGAGGUGGGGUCAGCGAGCCCAUCUGGGGGGUGCGAAAGCAGGAGCAGGUUCUAGGAGGGGGAGGGGGACAGGCUGGGGACUGAGGUGCCCCAUGAGCAGUGGGGAGUGGGACUGGGUGAUGGACUCCCCAGGAGAACGUUGUCAGAUGUCAGGUAGAGCCCAAAUAAGAGGGAUUUGCAAGUGUUAGAUUGGGCCCCUGGAACUUGCCGCUGGCAGUUUUGAGCUUAUCCUGAGGGUAGGGCAGAGAGUGAGGUGAGAAAGGCUCCGAAGGUGAGAGGCGCCGGACCAGUGGCUUCCUGUCUGGCUCAGAGUCAGAACUACCUUGCAUGUGUUAAAAACACAAAUUCCCUGGCCCUACCUACAGAAUCCACUCCUUAGGGGAAGGACCUAGGAAUCAACAUUUUUAAAACUAUAGAUAACUUCCACACUGGUGGGAGUGUACAGCCGUACAGACAUUUCCGAGAACUGUUUGGCAGUUUCAUGUCAAGCCAAAUGCAAACAGUACGGCUCAGCCGUUCUGCUUCUAGGUAUUUCCCCAAGAGAAAUGAAAAUAUAGGUCCAAAGACUUGUACACAAACAUUCAUAGCAGCUUGUUCACAUUCUUCCAGCCAAAAACUAGAAAUAACCCAAACGUCUGCCAACAGAUAGAUAAACAAACUGUGGGAUAGCCAUAUAGCGGAGGCCUAGUCAGCAGUAAAAGAGAACAAACUGAUACAACAAUAUGAAUGAAUUUCAGAAGCAUGAUGCAGAGAGAAAGAAGCCAGACGCCAACGAGAACCUCCUGUAUGAAUUCUGUUUGUGAAAUUUUAGAACAAACAUAAGGAACGUAUCGGUGGUUGUCUGGAGUGGGGAACCUUGAAUCAACAGGUGUGUGAGAGAAUGUUUGGGGGUGAUGGAAAUGUCAUAUCUUGAUCAUGAGGGGAGCUAUGUGGAUGUGUCUGUUUUUCAAGACACACUGCACCCUUAAGGUAGAUGCAUUUAGGAGAGAACAGGGAGCAUGUGGAGAGGAGGGAGGGGGAGCCCAGAGAUUCAGUCUGUUUGUAGGCGGAAGGGAAAGAGUUAGCUGGAAGGGCAUGAAGUUCCUUGGAGACACAGUAUCAUCUGGGCUCUGGAUAUGUGAGUGUGAAGUAGCUGUGAACACGGAGGUGAAAGCAUGUCCUUUUACAGAGGUGUGAAGGGAAGGGAGGAGUUGGGCCAACGUGAAGGGUGAAGGCUAGAAAGUUUCGAGGUGCUGACCCUGCCCCCCCCCCCAGUUCCUCUGUGUCACAAGAAGGGCAUCAUGGGCGGAGAGUAGGGAGCCUUGAGGCAAGGAGUGGAGGUUGGAAAUACCAGGUGUGAGGAACAGAGAACAGAGGCCAACCAGGAAGUAGAUAAAUAUAUCUCCUGUGACGUGGGGCCCAGCUGCCCAUACAUGUUUAAUGGUGUCUCUACAAGUGAUGAGUGUUUUCUUCCACAGUGCUCCGAAGCCUGGGCGGAGGAAAGGGGACUGCAAGGUGGAUUCUGGGCUCAGGGUUGAUAGAGCGUGGCUGCUGGAUUACAGACGUGAUCAACGGUGGAUAUCCAGGACGUGAUCAACGAUCCAGUCCUGCAGGUUCCAACACAUGUUGAAGAGCCUGCCUUCCUCCCAGAUCCCAAUGAUGGCAGCCUGUAUACGCUCGGGGGCAAGAAUAAUGAAGGCCUGACGAAACUUCCCUUUACGAUCCCGGAGUUGGUGCAGGCAUCCCCAUGCCGAAGUUCAGAUGGAAUCCUCUACAUGGGUAAAAAGCAGGACAUUUGGUAUGUUAUUGACCUCCUAACCGGGGAGAAGCAGCAGACUUUGUCAUCGGCCUUUGCAGAUAGUCUGUGCCCAUCAACCUCUCUUCUGUAUCUUGGGCGAACAGAGUACACCAUAACCAUGUACGACACCAAGACCCGCGAGCUGCGGUGGAACGCCACCUACUUCGACUACGCGGCCACACUGCCCGAGGACGACGGGGACUACAAAAUGUCCCACUUCGUGUCCAAUGGCGAUGGGCUGGUGGUAACUGUGGAUAGUGAAUCUGGAGACGUCCUGUGGAUCCAGAACUAUGCUUCCCCCGUGGUGGCCUUCUACAUCUGGCAGCGGGAGGGCCUGCGGAAGGUGAUGCACAUCAACGUCGCUGUGGAGACCCUGCGCUACCUGACCUUCAUGUCCGGGGAGGUGGGGCGCAUCACCAAGUGGAAGUACCCAUUCCCCAAGGAGACGGAGGCCAAGAGCAAGCUGACGCCCACCCUGUACGUUGGGAAGUACUCCACCAGCCUCUACGCUUCCCCCUCAAUGGUACAUGAGGGGGUCGCUGUUGUGCCCCGAGGCAGCACCCUUCCUCUGCUGGAAGGCCCCCAGACUGACGGUGUCACCAUCGGGGACAAGGGGGAGUGUGUGAUCACGCCCAGCACGGACCUGAAGUUCGACCCCGGGUUCAAAGGGAAGAGCAAGCUCAACUACCUGAGGAACUACUGGCUGCUGAUAGGACACCAUGAAACCCCGCUGUCAGCGUCCACCAAGAUGCUGGAGAGAUUCCCCAACAACCUGCCCAGACACCGGGAGAAUGUGAUUCCUGCCGACUCCGAGAAAAAGAGCUUUGAAGAGGUUAUCGACCUGGUUGACCAGACUUCAGAAAAUGCCCCUACCACGGUUUCCCAGGAUGUGGAAGAGAAGUUCGCUCAUGCACCUGCCAAGCCCGAGGCCCCCGUGGACUCCAUGCUCAAGGACAUGGCCACCAUCAUCCUGAGCACUUUCCUGCUCAUCGGCUGGGUGGCCUUCAUCAUCACCUACCCCCUGAGCAUGCGUCAGCAGCGGCAGCUCCAGCACCAGCAGCUCCAGAAGGAACUGGAGAAAAUCCAGCUCCUGCAGCAGCAGCAGCUGCCCUUCCACCCACCUGGAGACGCGGCUCCAGACGUCGAGCUCCUGGACUUAUCCGGCCAGUACUCUGAGAGCUCGGGCACCAGCAGCCCCAACACAUCCCCCCGAGCCUCCAACCACUCGCUCCACUCCAGCGGCUCUACCUCCAAGGCUGGUACCGGCCCCUUCCUGGAGCAGGACGACGAGGAUGAGGAAACCAGCAUGGUGAUGGUUGGGAAAAUCUCAUUCUGUCCGAAGGAUGUCCUGGGCCACGGAGCUGAGGGCACAAUUGUGUACCGGGGCAUGUUUGACAACCGCGACGUGGCGGUCAAGAGGAUCCUCCCCGAGUGUUUCAGUUUUGCAGACCGUGAGGUCCAGCUGCUGCGAGAAUCUGACGAGCACCCGAACGUGAUCCGUUACUUCUGCACCGAGCGGGACCGGCAGUUCCAGUACAUCGCCAUUGAGCUGUGCGCGGCCACCCUGCAGGAGUACGUGGAGCAGAAGGACUUCUCCCACCUCGGCCUGGAGCCCAUCACCCUGCUGCAGCAGACCACGUCGGGCCUGGCGCACCUGCACUCCCUCAACAUCGUUCACAGAGACCUGAAGCCCCACAACAUCCUCCUCUCCAUGCCCAAUGCACACGGCAGGAUCAAGGCCAUGAUCUCCGACUUCGGCCUCUGCAAGAAGCUGGCAGUGGGCAGGCACAGCUUCAGCCGCCGUUCAGGGGUGCCCGGUACAGAAGGCUGGAUCGCCCCGGAGAUGCUGAGCGAAGACUGCAAGGAAAACCCCACCUACACGGUGGACAUCUUCUCUGCGGGCUGCGUCUUUUACUACGUGAUAUCUGAGGGCAGCCACCCCUUUGGCAAGUCCCUGCAGCGGCAGGCCAACAUCCUCCUGGGCGCCUACAGCCUCGACUGCCUGCAGCCCGAGAAGCACGAGGACGUCAUCGCCCGCGAACUGAUAGAGAAGAUGAUCGCAAAGGAUCCUCAGAAGCGCCCGUCUGCAAAGCACGUGCUGAAACACCCGUUCUUCUGGAGCCUCGAGAAGCAGCUCCAGUUCUUCCAGGACGUGAGUGACCGAAUAGAGAAGGAGUCCCUGGACGGCCCGAUAGUGAAGCAGCUGGAGCGGGGCGGGCGGGCCGUGGUGAAGAUGGACUGGAGGGAGAACAUCACUGUCCCCCUGCAGACAGAUCUGCGUAAAUUCAGAACGUAUAAAGGCGGCUCCGUCCGAGACCUCCUCCGGGCCAUGAGAAAUAAGAAGCACCACUACCGGGAGCUCCCCGAGGAGGUGCGGGAGACGCUGGGCUCCCUCCCCGACGACUUCGUGCGCUACUUCACCGCCCGCUUCCCCCACCUCCUCUUGCACACCUACCGGGCCAUGGAGCUGUGCUGCCACGAGAGACCCUUCCAGCCCUACUACUCCCUCGAGCGCCCGGAGUCCCGGCCCCCCAUGACUCCAGACGCCCUCUGAGCCGGGCGGCCUCCGUUCUGGUGGCCCCGGCUGUGACUGAGGGCCUGGUCUCCACGGGCCUCACUUAGCCUGACGCCUCCCAGCUUAGCAGGGAGACCAGGCUCCGAAGCCAAGUGCCUUGAGCUGGCCGCUCUGCAGCCGGCAAAGGAGGGUGCUGACCCAUGCUGACCUGCGAGGGACCUGGGAAGACGUUGGCCCUGAAAGCUUUACAAAGGCGUGGACGUCUGCAAAGGAGGGCCGGUCCCAGAAGCAGCAAGAGGAGCACCCUCAGCCUUCUCCGGGAUAAACUUGCUUCACAACUUGCGUUUCUUUUUAAAAUUCCUGUUUGAUGUCAACCUAUGGGCCUUCAAGGAAGAGAUGAGGGUAUCCUCAGUGUUGCCUGCGUGCUGGGACCAGGAGCAUCUCUCUUGGACCAGCUAGGCCGAGAUGCACCAAAUGCAGCCUCUGCUAGAAGCAGGGCUCGAGAGGUGAGGGUGCCUGGGAGGAAGGAGAAGGAUGUUCACAGGGUGUUGUCCCCGGAUUCGGAGAUGCCUCACCGAUCACAGAUGCGCCCACAGUUUAUGAGGUCACUGUAACCAGUGUUUCCUCGGGAGCAGGGAGAGGCUUGAACAUGGGGGGGCAUGAUGUCAGGAUAGGUCAGCACUGCGCGCUGGAAGGUGAGGCCGAGCCUGCGGAUCUCUCCGAAUCGAAGAGGGCUCUCUGUCCUGAGGCAGCUGUGGCCUAGCACACAGGUGUCCUGAAUGGUGGCCUUUGGUAGAUUCAUGUGCUGGGCCACCUGGGGAUGUUUAGGAGCAUUUGGGGGCAAGAGGUAGUAAGUCCCCUGGCCACCAAGGAGAGCAGCUCAGAACCAGGCAGGUACAGGCCUUAGGACUGGAGAGGAGCAGGCCAAAGGGACAUUCGGCCACCCAGGGAGAGCCCUGGUCAGCAGGUAAGCUUUGAGGCUGCUCUGUCCCUGGGGCCAGCAGGACAGGCCAGGGGGUUGAGAGCCGAGGCCAGGGUCACCACAUGCUUCGUGGACAGGCUUCUAUGUUUCUCUCAGCAGAUUUUAAUGACUUUAUAUUUUGAUCAUAGUGUAGAAUGCUACAUAAGCGUGAGAUCAACUUCACUUGAAGCUUACUCAUGAGGAAGUAAUGCAAGAAAUAUGACAUAUCUUCUAUUUUAUGUGGUACCCACAGACCCGUUCCCCUCCAGAAAGAGUGUUCAUACGCAGAACAUUCUCUGAUGCUGAAGAGUUAAAUGUUAUAGCAACACUAUAUGCAUGUGUGAAAUAACUUCAAAGUAAUAUUUCUAAAUUAUGUCAAUACCAUGGGGUUUUUCCCCCUAAAAUUAAUAUAAUUUUUAACUUCAGUUUCAGUCAAAAAUUUCUGUCUUCUCUACCGAGAGCCUUAGAAGUUAAAUGCAAUCAGGGUACCAGUAAGGAAACAUUUUCCGUAUACUUUCUGCAGCCAGGGGAAUGGAUCAUUGCAGUUCUGUCCUGGUGAACUGAGACUCCACUCAGCUACUGUCGAGGUUUGCUGACUGACAGAGAAAUCACUGUUUCUUCUUCUUGUGAGAUGUUUCUGCUGGUGUAUUUGAAUGAAGGCUGUUCCUCAAAAACGCUCAUUCUGCCUUCAGAGAACUCAGUUCCCUUCCUUUCCUAAUACCUAACGUCACUCUUUCUUCUCCUUUAAUGUUAUCCUACAUCUUUAAACCGCAUCAGUUACCUCUCUUAGACCUUGGACCCCGGCAUCCUCUGUGGGUCCUGUGGUGUCUUGUGCACACCGUCCGUUUUCCAGGAACACAGCCAGCCGGUCUUCCUCUCCCCGCUCUGACUCCCCGAGCCAGCGCCUGCCCCUCCCCGCUGUCCUCCAUCCUGCUCUGCAGGUCUCUCAGCUGCCCGCUGGCUAGAGGCUGAGCCAGUCCAAGCUGAGUGACUUAAAGGAACACGCCAGCUCUCCACGAGGUUGGGGGGCAGCUGCCUUGCCUUCUCCCUGCUGCUGAAUGUUGUCUCUCGGGGGGAGCCAGGUCAUUCCCCGCAGCCCAGGAUUUGUGUCAGCUCCCUGUUUUGGCCCAGCUCGUCUCCAGAACAACUUUUUAAAAAAAUGCCUUUUCUGCUUAUCACACUAGUUUUUAAGCAUGCAACUUUCUCAAACUCAUUUAUACAGAGUAUUUCCUUUGAGCGCUCACUGUGUCAGCUGGGCAGGACGCAGGUGAACAGAACAGGCAAAAGCUCUGUUUCAUAAGAGCCGAUGAGACAGAGAGAGAGAGAGAGAGAGAGAGAGAAAGAGCAGUGAGUAAAUGUCAGCGCCGCCAAGAAAACUCGGGAGUGGGGGGAGGAGGAGGAAGGGCGUGCCCUGGGGGUUUGCACCCAUCACAUCUGGCCAGGUUGCCUUCUGUCCUUUUUCCCUCUGUCACCGAUAGGAACCCUGUCCCCUGCCUUUAGGUGGUGUGAAGAGUUCUCAUGUGGGCACUUGUCAUGGGAACACCUUGGGCAGCAUGUGGCGUAUCCUGUUCUGGUUUCUAGAAUUCUGGUUUCCUGUUGUGCUUGGUGCAGGGGGAAGGUAUCUUUGUUUUGCUAGAAGAGGGUUCUGCUGCCUGCUGCGUCCUGUCACAGCUGAACUGUUUGAUCUUUAGUAAGGUUCCUGGAAAGCUGUUUGACUUCUUAGAGGUACACCAUCGUAUUUUUUAAGACAGAUUUUAGUCGCAUCUGUUAGGAAUCCCAGGGACGCCGUAAUUUGUUUAAAUCUCGCGUGGAGCCUUGUAUUGACUCUGCCUUUGGCGCACCUGCCAGAAUUCUCUUGUUGCUUCUUGAGUCCUUUUAACUUCAGUUUUCGAACAGCUCGACGGGUCACUAGGCACCAGAGCGUUUGCACUUUUGGGAAUCGUUGCUGUUAUUUGAUAAGUCACUAAACUACCUGGAGGCUGAGGUAUAAGAUCCUGGGUGCAAAGGUCCUCUCCCACCUCCCCGUCACUCACUCAGUUCCUUGUCCUCAUAGGUUCUUCCCAGGGAGAUGUCACUCCGACCCAUUACAUGUGUCAUAGUGGAAGAUCCCCAGGUUAGUGGGUCCAGCAAAGUACUUCCCUUCCACCAAGUCUAGAAGGGUCCUUAGCAGAGUUCACCCUGAUCCUGUGGGUGAGGUUUUGUGUGAAUGCAAUUCGUUUGUCACUGAGAUCUUCCUCACUCAUUCAAGAGAUGAGCUGGUGGCUGAUCUGACCGCUCCCGCCGAUGUGGUUGUAGGGCCUUCUCCUCUUGGCCACUUUCGUCUCAGCAUUUGGACUCUGACCAAGCCUGGGUUUCCCGGGGCUGUUCUCAUCCUGCAUCUCUGUUCAUCGGACCCUCAGCCUUGAGGGCCUCCAGGAAGGUGGGCUGGUUCCACUUCCGCAGCCUUCUCAGGCUGGAAGGCAGACCUCAGUACAUCUGUAAAGAACCUCUUCAAAUUCUCUUCAGCAUUCUCUCUGCUCAUGCAGUUUCUGAAACCCCUCUUCUUCCUAUUCCGCAAUGUUUCUUUUCCUUGGCCACCCUUCACCGUCCUGAGCAGUCGUUUCAGCUGACCGUGGCCUGGCGCAUCGACCUUGCGUGGAAGGAAGUCACCAGGUGUCCUGUCCAGAUGAGCCAGAAUCCCAACUGCCAGGGCUGGACCUUAUCUUUUAAACCACAGGGUCUACUCUUCCUAUACUUGGUUUUCUUUCUGAAACAGUGAUUUCCCAUGAGUAACUGCUUCUGAUUUUUGUGUCGGCACUUUAAUCCUCUCUGUAUUCAUUGGAAAACCACAGACAGCAUGUGCGAUGAGCCGCCCCCUGGAGCAGCCUUAACGGACACUUCCAGCCAAAGUCCCCACCCCGCUCGCCUCACCCGGGCUGUGUGUCUGGCAGGUACAGUAUUCCUUUUCAGUAACCCAAAAGCUGUGACGCGGCAGUCCCCACCUACCUAGAAAGCAUUACCAGUCAACUCCGCAGCACUCUCAGAUGCAGACCUUAUGUAGUGUUCCUUUUGCAAUCACCUAUUUAUUUAACCUAUUUAUAUUUAUUUAAUUUUUACUCUGAAUUGUAUCCAGUGACAAUUGCACUUGCUUAAAGCACAUCAGAUUUGUUUUGGACAACACCCCUGACCAUUUUAAAACUGGAAAAGGAAAAAUUAUACUGUAUCCUUCCAUGGGAUGGACGCCUUACAGUAGUUUUGUCAUUGAAGGGUGAAUAAUUUGGUCAGGGUAAAAAUACUAAUUUUUGAGUGAUUUUUAAAAAAAAUUCUGUGCCAUUGUGUCUUCUCUGUGAACGGUUAAUUGUUUAAUGGAUAUGUGUUAAUUGUGUGAUACAAUCCUCUUUGUGGAACCUAAAACCCUCUUUUUAGCUUUAUAUUUUAUAAACUGCCAGAUUGUACAAUUUUAUGUAUUUUUAAAGCUUGAUGAUGUGAGGGUAAUUAUCUAAGUUAAACGGCCUAUUUUUGUACCUCUUGUACAGUUUUAUAAUUCUGUUGAUUGAUGAAGGCAUCUUCUGUUGAGCCAACCACAAAUAAAGGUAGUUUUAGAUUUGGAA
This is a messenger RNA of Camelus dromedarius (Arabian camel), 9388 nucleotides long. RefSeq names its product endoplasmic reticulum to nucleus signaling 1 (gene ERN1). Lineage: Eukaryota; Metazoa; Chordata; Mammalia; Artiodactyla; Camelidae. Gene Ontology annotation, cellular component: IRE1-TRAF2-ASK1 complex. Gene Ontology annotation, biological process: protein phosphorylation; IRE1-mediated unfolded protein response; intrinsic apoptotic signaling pathway in response to endoplasmic reticulum stress. Gene Ontology annotation, molecular function: RNA endonuclease activity; protein serine/threonine kinase activity; ATP binding. The record is from RefSeq and is a predicted model, not a curated record. The transcript is spliced from 21 exons. The coding region runs from base 2300 to 4876 and encodes 858 amino acids.